AUGGCGCAAACUGCAUCAGGGUCUAUGCAGUCUCCGAAUCAGAAUUUCUCUCGGCACCGACGGCGGGGGACAGCACCCAGUCCGAGGAGAUCGCCCAGCCCGAAUCGGCAGAGGACACCACCCAGAGGACAACACCACCCAGCCCGGAAUCGGCAGACUCCUCACCUAGAAGGACGCCACCCAGCCCGAAUCGGCAGAGGUUCACCCAGAGGACAACACCACCCAGCCCGAAUCGGCAGAGGCUCACCUAGAAGACGCCACCCAGCCCGAAUCGGCAGAGGUUCACCCAGAGGACAACACCACCCAGCCCGAAUCGGCAGAGGUUCACCUAGAGGACACCACCCAGCCCGAAUCGGCAGAGGUUCACGCAGAGGACACCACCCAGCCCGAGGAGAUCGUCCGGCCAAAAGCAGUGGAGGUUCACCCAGACGAUAUCGCGGAGGCACUGAAAGAGUUCGAGGAAGCAAUAGCAGAGGAGGAGCAGCGCAACAGACCCGCGACCUCGCCCUGGACGCAGACAGGACCCUUGCCACCCUCGUCGAGCAAGCGUUCGGUGUGAAGGUGAGCGUCUCUUCGCCCAAGGAGGAGGCGGCCCAGCUCAAGGUCGAGGGGCGCUGCUGCAUCGCGGAGGAGCUUGCGCUGUAUUUUCAAGGGCGGGUCCGCGAGCCGCGUUCUCUGUCGGAGGCAGCGCAGACGGGUCCCAGUGCCUGUGCUCCUGCCGUGAUUU
Messenger RNA from Penaeus vannamei (Pacific white shrimp), 727 nucleotides. Lineage: Eukaryota; Metazoa; Arthropoda; Malacostraca; Decapoda; Penaeidae. The record is from RefSeq and is a predicted model, not a curated record.